Molecule: messenger RNA, 1526 nt
Organism: Bradysia coprophila
Lineage: Eukaryota; Metazoa; Arthropoda; Insecta; Diptera; Sciaridae
Source: RefSeq, a predicted model, not a curated record
AGCCUACAUCAUACAAAUCGAAUGUAUCAAAUAUUAAAACUAAAAUGUUUGUCUUCCGAAACGUAUAAUAUUGUCAAGCACUACACACCAUACAAAUUUCAAUUAACUCCACUAUCACAUCAAAAUGUCGUUGCAUUUUGAAAGGGGGUGACAUAAUUUAGUUUUAUACAACAUGAAUAUUUGAUGCUGCUAUUUGCCGUGAAACGUAAUUCUAAAAAUAGAUUCACCGUGACCCGAACUUCAACAAGAACUGACUUUGACACUGACCAAACUCACCUUCAAAUGUGUAUCGUUAAAUAACAGCUUGUUUACGAACAUAAAUGGAUGUUCUAAUGAAAUUUCCAACCAAUUUUCAAUAACAUCCAUUCACUCUCUUGUUGCAGCUAAAUAACCCGAUUACGUUGCAUAAAGCGUUUUAACUGUUCGGUAUAGAAUUUAACAUUUUCCGUUGUAUAAUGUAUCGGGUACGAACAUUUUCCAUCUUUCUGUAUUCCCUUUUAACCAUUUUCCACUCUGAGAUGAAUUCGAGGGCGUACAGACGGAUUGUGCGUAUAAAAACAAGUGGUUCUCAUUUUGGCAUCAAGUGUAGAUAUAUUUUCAGUCUCGAACAGCAAAGUCACAACGACUACAAACUUUCGUUCAGCUCUGUAUUGUAGUGUAAAUUUCUCAUUCCGUACUUUAUUAUUCAAAUUUGUUCAGUCCAAUCAAGUUUAUCAAUUCGAUAAAUUAUCGAAAAUUGAUUAAUUCGACAGUCAGCAAGGGAAAUUGAGAUUAAUUUUCGUCUCUACGAAAAUCUUUGUCUUAAAUUGAAGAGGACCAAAUCGGUAAAGAAUAUUGGUGAAGUCAGCAAAUUCGACUAAUAAAUAAAAGAAAUUUCUUAAAUUAGCUGAAAUGACGAAUGCGAAAAAGCUUCGCACCGAAUUGAGUCUUGAUGUGUUAACACCGACAUCAAUACCACUCGAUGUGAAAAUAAUGGAAUUCAAAGAGGAUCCCGAAAAAAUGGAUGAAAUGAUAAGAUUCGUCGAUGAGAUUGUGGAAAAUGCUCAAAAGCAGGCGGAGUUACGGGUGAUAGAUAAUAAGGCGCUGCUGAGAAAAAACGGAAAGGGUCACACAUUACUGUAUGGCAUCAAGCGCGGACGAAUCAUAACACGAGCUCGUAGUGCAGUUGUGCGUAUUUUCGAAGCCAUUUGCAAUUGUACCAAUUCUAGCCCGCAAAUAACUCGACAACUUCCGUCCGAUCAGCCCACAUCGACCAAUUAGUUUAGAAUGAACUUAAUAAAAUGAUCUUGAACGGGUCCCAUCUUGGACAUACAAUCGACAUUUAAAUGUUUUUAUCACUUGCACUCGGUGAAUUUAUAUGGAUGUAAGCUUAUGACACACACAAUAUACAAUGUAAUGAUUAAAAAAAAAAUCCUUUUUUGUCUAUUAGACAAUGUCUAAGUAGAAUUUUAAACGUUUACUAAUGGCUAUACACCUUUAUAAUUGUGAGAACAACCAAUCCAAUUUUUAGAAGUCAAUAAAUUUUU